AUGACUUCAACCAGCGUUCUGACGCAUACUCACUUCCUGCAGCGCGACAAACUCUACGAUCAUGAGAAACCAUACUCUUUACGCUUCACCGCUCCUCCUGGUCUUGCGCGUGCAAACAUCAAACUCGAUAAACGGGAUAUUAUUGUCAAUGACAUCCGGCCAAAGAAGAAGAGCUUAUCGCUCGAAAGCAACGGCUGUUUCAUCUGGGAUUUCGAUACUGGCUUGAGCUACGAUGACUUCGACGACAAGACGAAAGUGAAGGAUGUCUACCUCGCUGAGGUGGCAGAGGGACUUCGGAAGAAGUUGGGCGCUGAGAAGGUACAGAUCUUCGAACACACUCUUCGCAAGCGACACGCAGAAUUUCCGAUAUCGACAGGCGAGCCGUAUGCAUUUAAUCAGCCGACUUCCAUCGCCCACGUUGAUACAACGAUACCGUGGUGCCAUGCUAUGGCCCGCCAGCUCAACCCGCGAGACGAAUCCGUCACAGAUUGUCGCAUACAAUGCGUCAACAUCUGGAAACCGCUCCGUGGCCCUGUACAAGACUGGCCACUAGCACUCUGCGAUCCGAACUCAGUACGAAGUGAUUAUGACCUCGAACCAUGUGAUCUCGUUUAUCCAGACUACGUUGUCGAGAAUCGCCAAGUCUAUCACUCAGACAACCUGCAGUGGUUCUACAUCAGCGAGCAACGCGAGAACGAGGCCUGGGUCUUCAUGCAGACGGAUACAGGUAGAAGUGAUUGGACAGUGGCCCAUACUGCUUUUCCUUUACCGAACGCGCCGAAGAACGCUGCACCGCGAGAAAGCAUUGAAGUUCGAGCGCUUGUAUAUUACGAGCAGUGA
Messenger RNA from Recurvomyces mirabilis, 840 nucleotides. RefSeq lists its product as uncharacterized. Gene Ontology annotation, molecular function: oxidoreductase activity. The transcript has 5 exons. The record is from RefSeq and is a predicted model, not a curated record. Bases 1 to 840 code for a protein of 279 amino acids. NCBI's taxonomy places the organism in Eukaryota, Fungi, Ascomycota, Dothideomycetes, Mycosphaerellales, Teratosphaeriaceae.